Messenger RNA from Pipistrellus kuhlii (Kuhl's pipistrelle), 3219 nucleotides. It is a transcript of the gene CUNH2orf68, whose product is annotated as chromosome unknown C2orf68 homolog. The transcript is spliced from 5 exons. The coding region runs from base 129 to 629 and encodes 166 amino acids. NCBI's taxonomy places the organism in Eukaryota, Metazoa, Chordata, Mammalia, Chiroptera, Vespertilionidae. The record is from RefSeq and is a predicted model, not a curated record.
UCCGCGCGGGGCGCUGGGCCCGGCAGCCCUUUCGGGGCGGAAGUGCUGCGUGCGAGACCGGAAGUGCUGAGCUCUCGGGGCGGAAGUCGGCCGGGGCGGCGGCGGCGGCCCCGCGCCCAGGGCUCCAGAUGGAAGCGACGCCGGACUCAGGGCCGCGUCUCUGCUGUAAGCCUGGCGGGCGGCUGGACAUGAGCCACGGCUUCGUGCACCACAUCCGCCGUAACCAGCUCGCCCGGGAUGACUACGACAAGAAGGUGAAGCAGGCGGCCAAGGAGAAGGCGAGGAGGCGGCACACGCCCGCGCCCACCAGGCCCCGCAAGCCCGACCUGCAGGUGUACCUGCCGCGACGCCGAGAUGGCUCUACCCACCCCAGCAACCCAGACUGUGAAGAGUCCCGUGAAAGAAGCAGUAGUGGCAGCUCCGAACCAGAGUCUUCUGGCCGUCAGCUCUUCUGCUUAGAAUAUGAGGCGGACAGCGGAGAGGUCACAUCUGUUAUCGUGUAUCAGGACGAUGAUCCAGGAAGGGUGAGUGAGGAGGUGUCCGCACACACGCCUCUGGAUCCACCCAUGCAAGAGGCCCUCAAGUUGCGCAUCAAGGAGGAGAUGGCAAAGCGCCAGAGCCGAGACUGACCGGGCGGAAAGCAUUCCCUCCAGGCUGGAGUCACUGCCCAGGGAGCUCCCUAGUUUGGAGAUGCCAGGACCAGUCUGGGCUGAUCUUGACGCACAAACACACCCCAGAGCUGCUAGAAAAGGGUGUUGCAGGGACAAUGCCUGACCACCUUCCUUGUAUAUUGGCCCAUUGAUUAUCCUGAGUUGGAAUUUUUGAGAGUUUUGUUUGGCUAGCUUGGUGUUCUAGAAGCAGAGACUCCAGGGAGAGCCAAGGUUUAUGAACCUUAUGUCAACAUGCUGCUUUCUCACUGAGUUCAUAUGCCCUGGGAUACCCGGCACUGCUGCUUCACCCAGCUCCAUGAGCCGUAUUAUUUUAUGGUUCCUUCCUACCGUGCUUCUGCUCAUGUUCAUGUUUUCCUAGAUCUUGUGUUGUUGUUGUUGUUUUCCAACUGUUUCUUAGUUCUUUCCUUCAUCUUUUUGUCUCCAAGUCCAUCAGUUCCAUCCCACUCCUCACCUCCCAAUGUGACUGCACCUCCAGCUGCUCAGGACUUUGGAGGUUUGGGGUCAUGGGGGGUUGAGGGGGUGGGCCUACCUUUCUGACAUGCUCUCCCAGUAAUCCUGAUAGCAGCCCAGUGAGAGAUGUUCAUUUUUUAGGCCAACUCCCAAAUAUGUCUCCCUCCCCUGCCAUAGCUUUUUCAGGUUUCCGUCAUGCCCCACUGCUUUACACUGUCUAGAUAAGGAGACCUAAGAAGAUGAUGCCAAAACUAAACUGCAAGGAUUUCUUGCAGCAAAACCUGCCUUGGUUAGGAUUAUGGAAUUCUAGCUUUCAGCCUCAUCCCUUAAAGGGGAAUUAUCAAAAUAUGCUUAAAACUGCCUCUCCACAUGUGAUUUAACAGUCUGGAACAUAGAUACAAAGAGCAAUUCAACAGCAAUAAUUGCCUAUUUAGAACCUUAGUUGUGGAGUUGGGGCGAGGCCCAAACAACGUCUCAGAGGAAAUGAACCUCUCAUCUGCUCUUCCCUGCCCCAUUCUCUUUUCCUGCCUCCUAAGAGUAUAGAGUCUCCCAACAGAUCCUUAUAAUAAAAAUCCCAGGAGUAUCAGUGCUUUCGCUUAAGUGUACGGUUUUCCUAAUGCAGGGUUAGGCCAAAGAUCUGAGAAAUCUACGCUGCAGUUCCAAGCCACUUCGGUUUUCCAAUACAUUGGAGCCUUUUUUGUAAUUUGAAAUUUGGGGUUUAUGUGAACCCAUGAGCACUGAGACUUCAUGAAGCCAAAGUCUGCCUGCCCCAGGGGUUUCUCCACAUCGGGUCUCAAGAUCAGUCUGUCUGGUCCAUCUCAGCAAUUUUUAAAAGACACCUGAGGCCACUCUUAAACUACUUACUCAAGUGCAGGUGGCCAGAGCUUACAGUGCCAGGAACGUCCAUGAGGUGAAUUAGAAAGGCCUGGUGGUGAAGAGACCAGAGUGCUCCUACCCACAGAGCUGGCCCAAGGUCAAAAGCCUUAAACUUGCUGGUCCUGGGCUCAGUUCUAUUCUUAAAGGAGAAAGUUUGCCCUCUAUAUUUAGUUGGAAUCAAAGUGCCUUUUAACAUAACGUUAACUACCCUCCAGAGCCUGGGUCAGGGGGCCUAUGCCAUCAUCCCAGUUUCUCUGCAGCUCCGAGCACCAGUCAUUUUAAUCUUCCAUCUCUUCAACUGAUCUGACUUGGACAUAGGAUUUCGCUGGAACUCUUAGACUUCCCAGUCUGGAAAUACUUUGGGGUUCAUCUUCUCACUGCUGGAUGACCUGCUUCCUGGAUUUAUUACAAAAUUUAGAAACCAAACCAGAAGAGAUUUUAGCCUCUCUUCCUGUUUUGUGAGAAGAAAAGUGUGUCCCUAUUGUCUUUCUGUGUUUGUCAUGUAAUCUCAGGUAAGAAACUAAUGAGAGCUCUAAUGUGUAGAAUUUUUCUUGCACUCUGCAUAUCAUAAAAUAUUUUUCACUCAAGAAAAAUCUAAUUCUUAAUUUAUGCAGUCUGGCCAUAUAAAGCACUGAGCCUGGUACUUAAAUGCAAGGUUGUCCUGCAGAACAGAACUGUUGGUGCUGAGGCUGCCAUUGCUCCAGGCGUGCCUGAGAUGCUUCUCUGGUGAUGGCCCUCGGCCAGCAGACAGCUUUUUAGCACAGGCUCAUUGCUUAUUUCGCCACCCGUCACCUGGGAUCUAAGAUGGUAUUGACCAGUUUAUUCACCAGACUUACCUUCAGACAUCUGGCAGCUGUUUCCAAAAAUCGGUGCUUUGCCUUGAAGGACAACGUUCGGAGCGUUUCCACAGGCUGGAGAUCUGUCCCACAGGGGACUGUCCUGCCUUGUGGAGCGCAGGGACAGCAGUGUUGGACUGGCUGGAGCUUUCCAGCAGGCUGCUUCAGGUUCAACACUCUUGACUAGAUACAUUUCUUGGCUGUCUUAAAAAAAAAAAGUCUGGUAGCCUGAUAGGCAUAUCUCAUGUCCAUCCAAAAUUAAGUGUUCCUUCACUUACUGAGAGUUAAGCCUUGGAUUUAAAGGUUUUGUGUUUCCUGGCCCAAAGUGGGUAAUGUUACAAAUAGAAGGAAGCUGAGGUUUGCAUAGGGCUUGGGCUGUGCAAAAA